Rhododendron vialii is the source of this 1574-nucleotide messenger RNA. RefSeq names its product phytochrome-interacting ankyrin-repeat protein 2-like. The coding region runs from base 720 to 1229 and encodes 169 amino acids. Gene Ontology annotation, biological process: protein ubiquitination. Gene Ontology annotation, cellular component: cytoplasm. The transcript is spliced from 3 exons. NCBI's taxonomy places the organism in Eukaryota, Viridiplantae, Streptophyta, Magnoliopsida, Ericales, Ericaceae. Gene Ontology annotation, molecular function: protein binding; ubiquitin-protein transferase activity. The record is from RefSeq and is a predicted model, not a curated record.
GAACAAAGAUAAAAAUUCCACGAAACCCCCGAUAUCUGCAAGUGUCUGCAAAAUCUAGGGUUUGUUAGUUCGUCGCUCUCUACAGGGUUUUCUUGCACACACACACAUGCGACCGCCAAACUCUGUCCAAUUUGUUCCCGGAAUCGCCUGAUUUCUUAUACAAUCCCUUCCUCUCUUUGCUUCUCAUUGAAUAUCAAUUUUGAAGGCGGGGUUUUCAAUUUCAAGGAUGAUAAUAUCUUUCCUCUUUAGGUGCUGUUCAUCGUCAUCGCUCGUUACAAAGCUCCGAAAUCUCCGUGUCUUCGGCCCUGGUUUGAAUCCCUUCGCUCCCUACAACAUGGCCGAUCACUCUUCUCGCUAAUUCUUUGCGUACCGCGAUUUUUGUCGUCUUCUUUUCAAUCAUGUAAAAAAAAAACCCCUUGAAAUCUCGUCUUCAGAUCUCAUCUAUUCCUUCAAGUUCUAGGGUUUUACGCUAUUGUGACUCGAAGGUUAUAUAUUAGUUGUGUUGGUUAAACCUUGAAAGUUAAGUUUUUAUUUGAAUUCGAAGCUUCCCAGGACCUGUAGGUAGUUUUCUGGGUGUUAGUACGCCAAAAAAAAAAAGAAGGGUUUGUGUCGUAGCGAUUUAAGGAGAAAUAUUUCUUGUUUCUUGACUUGAAGUUGGAGCUUCGUUGAGCUAUAAACAAGUAGUUUCCUGGUUAUUUUAAUAAUCCGCACCAACAAGUAUGCCGGAAGCCAAAUUGGGUUCGAUUCGAAGGACCCAGAGCUUGCGUAGGUCUGUGGGGGAUAGGGACGAUCGGGGUUGGACUUUACUUCACGUUGGUGCCCGAAGAGGUGAUGUUAGGGAGGUGAAGCGUCUUCUGGAUGAAGGAAUGGAUGUGAACGUGGCUGCUUGGAGCCACAAAUCUCAAGGGGUGACCCCUCUUCAUCUUGCUGCAGAAGGUGGCCACCUCAAAGUUAUGGAUGUUUUGCUUGAGCGUGGUGCAAACAUUGAUGCCCGAACUAAGGGAGCAUGUGGUUGGACUCCACUUCACAAUGCAGCUAAAGAAAGAAAGAAGCAAGCAGUUAAAUUCCUGGUGGAAAACGGGGCAUUCUUGCCUGCUGACAUGAACGACACCAGGUUCAAUCCGCCGCUCCAUUAUUGCCCAGGUCUUGAAUGGGCUUACGAUGAGAUGAGGCGCCUCCAGCAAGAAAAUUCAUCUUCAGCUGAGGCCUCUUGCAGUUCUGAGAGUUAGAGGUCAUCUCUGCUCCUACUUUCUGUAUGUCGCUGCUGUUUCAGUGGACCUUUAAUCUAGGUUGUGUACUUAUCAACUUUAUCAUACCCACUACUGUCAUAUCUUUGUUUCGUACUAUUGGUCUUGUCAUGGACUCAUUUACAGAUUGUUGUUGCUGUUUAAUCAUAUCAUAAAAACCUUGGUAUUAUUGAACAAUAUAUCUUGGGUUUGUUUUUUCUUUUGUACGUGGAAGCUGUACUCUGAAAGGUGGUGUUGCCAUUUUCACCUUUCCUGUAAAUUUGUGUGGAGUAUUUGUCUGCAGUCGGGCAGUUAUAUUUGUCGCUGUUAAAAUGUCUUCUGAUUCAA